Messenger RNA from Zasmidium cellare ATCC 36951, 369 nucleotides. RefSeq lists its product as uncharacterized. The coding region runs from base 1 to 369 and encodes 122 amino acids. The transcript has a single exon. Lineage: Eukaryota; Fungi; Ascomycota; Dothideomycetes; Mycosphaerellales; Mycosphaerellaceae. The record is from RefSeq and is a predicted model, not a curated record.
AUGCCGACCUCAAAACCCAACGAGAGCGAAGCGCUGUCGACGGAGGAACAGCUCAAACUCUGGAGUAUAGACAUCAUCCGCAGCGUCAACGCCCGCAAUCCGCGAGCCAUACUGGAAAAGUACGCGGCAUCGGACUAUGUCUAUGAGAAGACUGAAGAUAGCGGCCAAGUCCUCCACCUGGACGCCGAAGGGAUGCUCCAGAUUCGGGAAUUUUACUUGCAGCGAUUGAGUCCGCAAGCGUCUGCCGAGGUGUUGAGCACAGAGGUGCAAGUUGAUUGGGAUAAAGGCCGGGCGCUGGUUUGGGUAGGUAUGCUGGUUCGGAACGACGCCAAGGGUGUGAUGCGGGAAAGGAUGAAUAUUCACUCAUGA